AUGCCACCCUCACAAACUGUGGAGUACGAAGAGGAUUUCGGUCACAAUCUAAUGAUUCACCGUGAGUAUAUUUCCAAGCGCUGUCGCGACCGCGUGUCGUUUGAGCUGAGUGCGCUUUCCUACAGUAAUUUGGAACUGCGACGUGGACAAGAGCAUCUGGCGGGAAUUAUGAAUAGGGAGCGGAGAGGGGUUUCAGUGGGUGCCUCUGGCGCUCCAGAUGAUCAGGUGCAGAUGCAAACCGAUGUGGAUGCCAACUCGAGGGAAGUCUUGAGCGCACGGUACCUCUUCAACGAGAGGCGGUUGCAGUUCUGCGAUCGAUUUCAGAACUUCUUUCAAAGCAAACUGGAAAAUAGUGCUGCGAGUGAUUCCAAUGGACACGAGAAGCAACAUCUCUUCUCUCUUAUGGAGGCAUGCGCGGUGAUAUUUGGUUGCGAAACGGAGGCGGCUCGGGAAACAUACUACCGCAUGUUCCUGGGGUUGGAUUCGGAAACGCUUUUGGAGGAAGACGAGGCACUACGCAACCGAAUCGCCGAUGCCAAACUCGUGCAGCGGGUUCUCGAGAACAACAAGGGGCGGCAAGAGGUCACACAAUCGCCUAAACUUCAACAACAACAGGAUCAAGGCAAACCCCUGCACGCCGUUUCUAGUGGUACAAGUUUGCUUAAUGAUUGCGAAGAAGAGCGCUUCAUUUCAUCUAUUCCCGAGCUUUCCCUGUUUGAAGACGAAACUGAGGCUAGAGCCAACGGGUUCGUCGAAGGUGAAGACGAUGUCAAGGCAAACAAUGGUGAUCUCACUGCCGGUAGUUUUAGCUCCCCUGCUUCCUCUGUUAAUUUACCGGAGGAGUUUGAAGAAUAUGCCCCUCUAUACAAGGCAUACAUUACCCACGCAGUGGGAAAAGGACCCGUGGCUUCGUAUGAUAUAUCGACACUUGGUUCAACAGGUUUGACAGCAGAGCGGCGACGAUGGAGGACUCUGAUGGAGAAGAUUGUACGGGAGGAUUAUCAUACCAUGACGGAAGUAGAACAGAUGGAUGCCAUCGUGUUGAAUGAGCAACUCCACACCGUAAAGUUCUUCGAUUUGAAGAUUGGAGAUGCGAUUCGUGAUAUAUUGCAGUUGUUGCAACGGGAAACCGGCGUCGGUUCGUCGGUCAAUCGCGACACACCGGUGGGUAUUUCUCCCAACAACCCAGAGCGACGAGUCUGA
Messenger RNA from Trypanosoma brucei brucei TREU927, 1203 nucleotides. RefSeq lists its product as hypothetical. The coding region runs from base 1 to 1203 and encodes 400 amino acids. The transcript has a single exon. The record is from RefSeq and is a predicted model, not a curated record. NCBI's taxonomy places the organism in Eukaryota, Euglenozoa, Kinetoplastea, Trypanosomatida, Trypanosomatidae.